Cyphellophora europaea CBS 101466 is the source of this 1701-nucleotide messenger RNA. RefSeq lists its product as uncharacterized. The coding region runs from base 1 to 1701 and encodes 566 amino acids. Gene Ontology annotation, molecular function: oxidoreductase activity, acting on the CH-CH group of donors. The transcript has a single exon. The record is from RefSeq and is a predicted model, not a curated record. Lineage: Eukaryota; Fungi; Ascomycota; Eurotiomycetes; Chaetothyriales; Cyphellophoraceae.
AUGGUUGACCAGGAGCGCGCCAUCAUCGUCGGCGCUGGCCUUGCGGGCCUCGUGGCAGCGUACGAGUUGACGCAGCAGAACGUGCACGUUACAAUUUUGGACCAGGAGAACUCACAAAAUCUCGGCGGACAGGCUUUCUGGUCGCUUGGUGGCAUCUUCUGCGUCAACUCGACCGACCAACGCCGUGCUGGUGUCAAGGACAGCUUCGAGCUAGCGCGCACAGACUGGGCGAACACCGCGCGCUUCGACCGGGAUCGCGAGGACUACUGGCCGCGGCAAUGGGCGGAAGCGUUCGUGCAAUUCGCCAACGGCGAGAUGGAGCCGUACUUGAAGCGGCGCGGCGUGAAGUUCUUGACUGUGGGGUGGGCGGAGCGCGGCGGUGGCGACGGUCGAGGCCAAGGAAACUCGGUCCCGCGCUUUCACCUUACUUGGGGUACCGGCCCAGAGAUCGUGCGUGCGUUUGCCGAACCUGUACAACGGGCAGCAAAAAAGGGCCUGGUCGAGUUCAAAUUCCGGCACCAGGUCGACGAGUUGAUUGUGGAUCCGGAUUCGGGUGCUGUGGUAGGGGUGCGUGGAACUAUUCUCGAAGACUCUGAUGCUGAGAGAGGCGUAGCUUCGACGCGCACGGCAACCGACAAGUUUGAACUACGUGGUAAGGCGGUCUUGGUGGCAACUGGUGGAAUCGGCGGCAACGUGCAAGCAGUGAAGGAGAACUGGCCGCUGGACAGGCUUGGCCCAAAAGUCCCGGACUCCUUCGUCGUGGGUGUCCCAGCACACGUUGAUGGUCGCAUGGUACAGAUCGCCAAAAAGGCGGGGGCGAGCGUAGUUAAUUUGGAUCGCAUGUGGCAUUACACCGAGGGCCUGGCGAACUGGAAUCCCAUCUGGCCUUCACAUGGCAUCCGCAUCAUACCAGGCCCAUCGUCUCUCUGGCUGGAUGCAAAUGGUCAUCGCUUGCCACCCGCGCUCUUCCCAGGAACGAACACACUCGAAACCCUCCGCCAUAUAUGCUCCACCGGCUACGACUAUUCAUGGUUCAUCUUAAAUCGAAGCAUCGUGAGUCGCGAGUUCACACUCUCCGGUUCGGAACAAAAUCCCGACAUCACUGGCAAAAACUACCUGAAGCUUCUUCAGAGAUACUUCACGUGGUAUGGAAUACCUGCGGUACAGAAGUUCCUGGAGCACGGCAAAGACUUCGUUGUGGAGGAUAACCUCGAAGCCCUGGUCAGUGGCAUAAACAUAUUGGCACGAGAGAGGAAUGGACCCGUCCUGGAAUACGACGCCGUCCGAAAAGAGAUCGAGGCACGCGACUUGCAGUUGGCGAAUGCUUACAGCAAGGACGCUCAAUUGAUGCUGAUCGACAACGCACGCAAAUACAAAUGGGAUCGCUCGCGGGUCGCGCCAGCCCAUCGGCUUCUCGACCCUGCUGCAGGCCCUCUAAUUGCCGUUCGAUUGAACCUGCUCACAAGAAAGAGUCUGGGCGGUCUAGAAACCAAUCUUGACAGCAAUGCCAUGCGGGAUAAGGAUGAAGUCUUUCCUGGGCUUUUCGCGGCUGGGGAGGCUGCAGGCUUUGGAGGCGGUGGGGUACAUGGCUACAGCUCGUUGGAGGGCACAUUUCUGGGAGGAUGUAUAUUCUCCGGCUUGAAAGCUGGCCGAGCGAUGGCGCAGUUGUUUGACGGAGCGAAGCGCAGGGCCAAUCUGUAG